This is a messenger RNA of Geodia barretti, 1802 nucleotides long. The record is from the annotation of a GenBank genome assembly. NCBI's taxonomy places the organism in Eukaryota, Metazoa, Porifera, Demospongiae, Tetractinellida, Geodiidae.
GCAGUUCGCGUGCGGGCGCGUAGCAGCAGUUUUGAAUCACGAGUGAUGGCAGAAGGCGGCUUUGACGAUAAACCACCGAUAACCAAAGACGUAUGUCGUGAAUGUAAACAUCAGCUACAGGAUUUUGUUAAUUUUGGUACGCUUCAGAAACAGUUCGAGAAACACGGCAUCCCGUUAUAUAGUUUUGAUGAUGUUAGAAGGGAGCUAAAGGACAACAAUGAUGAGAUUGACUGCAUGUUAUACUUUUUGACCAAGGUGGAUAAUGGAUUUCAGAUAUUUUAUGACAGUCUCAGAGAGACGCAGCACUCAUGCCCCAAACACAAGCUAGCAGCUGAUAUUUUGAAAUAUACAGCAACAUCCGAGGCUGAUGAAAAGCAUUGCCAAUUAUCAAUUUAUUCAGAAAAGGUUUAUAUUUACAAAGGAAAAAAGUCCAAGUUUAUUUGGGAUGAGGCUGGUAUCAGUCUAUCACUCCCAGAAGCACAUUGUGAAAAGGAUGUAAAGUUAUCAGUUAAAAUUGUAAAUGACGACCUUCAUCUACCCUCAGAGAACCAGGGUAUGCCCUUAGUCAGUGCAUUGUACAAGAUAACUGCAAGUGAUAAAUUGCCGGUUCUGGCCACAGUAAGAAUACAGCACUGUGCUGUCGUCGACAAAGAAAAUACAUUGAUGUUCUUAAUAGCCCACGGAAAGCCUCCUUACCACUUUACACCCCUGCUUGGAGGAAAGUUCCCCUUGAAAAAAUGUUAUGGAGAAAUAGAUUUGGAUGAAUUUAGCAUUUUAAUAAUAUUGCAAAACAUUAGGCAUUGGAACAUGCGGUUUGCUGUUCAUAUAGUUUAUUGCGGCGAUGGUACUGCCGAUUUUGCUGUGACAAAAAAUAUUUCACCACACGUUACUGCUGUAAAAGAGGAAUACCAUCAUGACACCAAGUUUUAUACAUCCGAAAUGACAUGCUCUUAUUCAACUGAUGCGAUCGCUCUUUCAAUACCAGAAAAUCCAACUAAGGGAUGGAAAGUGGAAUCGAUUUUUGAACCUCCAAAAAUCCCCCUCACCCAAAUCCAUGAGUACCAACCGGGAAAGAUAAUCCCACGCAUCAAGCUCAAUAUGAAGUGGCUGGGACGGACACAGCCAAGAGAAGAGUCAGUGAAUAUUGGAGUUAAAGGAGGCAGUAUUGAUUCGUUCAAAUUACUUUGCAAACUACCAUCUCAACUACAACCACAACCAACACCUCCCAUUCCCUCCCAGAAUGUUUUUUUUCGGUGUGACAAACCAACUCUCCCCCUACUUCAAAGGUUCCCUAAGCAAUCAGGAGGUGUCAUUAAUAUCAUUCAAGAGAUUGAAGGAAAGAAACACGACUUGGGCAUACUUAUACUCAAUGAUGAAAGUGGUCAAAUCACAGCAACUAUUGAGACCCAGUAUAGACCUGACCAGACUCGAAUAACAAAAGCUAUUCUUCAGAGGUGGUUGGAGGGAACUGGGAGGACACCACAAUCCUGGGCCACUCUUAUUACUGUAUUGAGAGAGGUGGAUCUCAAUGUUUUAGCAAAGCAAAUCAAAGACAACUUAGUGCAGGAACAGGAUCCAAAUCAUGGGUAUCCACACGUAAUAUUUUGUCAUGUGGCCACUUGUGCACAUAGCCUAUGUAUAGUGCAUUUUUGCCUAUUAUGUUAAAUAAUUACAUUAAUUAACCCAUCAUAAUUAUUAUGUUUCUUCAGGGGUCCCUCUUUUAUCCCAAGUGCCUCACCUAGUGGGAGAGGAAAGAGAAAAAGAAAGACUGACUCAAGAAGCAAGCCUGCCACAAAGCAAAG